Molecule: messenger RNA, 2067 nt
Organism: Coregonus clupeaformis (lake whitefish)
Lineage: Eukaryota; Metazoa; Chordata; Actinopteri; Salmoniformes; Salmonidae
Product: BRCA1-A complex subunit Abraxas 1
Exons: 9
Coding region: 82-1296 (404 amino acids)
Biological process (GO): mitotic spindle assembly; attachment of spindle microtubules to kinetochore; protein K63-linked deubiquitination
Cellular component (GO): nucleus
Molecular function (GO): microtubule binding; polyubiquitin modification-dependent protein binding
Source: RefSeq, a predicted model, not a curated record
AUAGCCGCUGUGACGUGUCUGGGUUACCACUUCUGUCUGUGCGGUAACACUUUCGAUGUUGUCUUUCUGACUAAAAGAAUCAUGGCGGACUCAAACUCCUCUAUUCGCGUCUCCGGAUUUGUUCUUGGUUCAUUGAUGUUUCAGCACUUUAACAGUGAUUCUGAUGUGGAAGGUCUCAUUCUCGGGGAGAGCAAAGCUGAAGAGAGAAGCAACAUCACUGAUUCUCAAAUCGACAACAUACAGUUUGAGCAUACAAUAAACAUUCAGAAACACAUAUCCUGUCGCAAGCUCAAUAGCUUCUAUAAUAGAAUAGGGGAGGUGAACCAGGAUGAAAUAAGGCACAUUUUAUCCAACUAUAAGGAGGAGAAUGUGAUUGGUUGGUAUAAACAGCGGAGAAACACAGAUCAACAAAUGACCUUCAGAGAGCAAGUAGUCCAUGAGAACCUGAAGAGCGCACUCUCCAAUCACGAGCUGAUCUUUCUGCUACUGACACCCAGUGAGAUCACAACGACAGGCUCCACUCACAAACUGGAGUAUGCAGUCUACAGAUCACAUGGCAGUCAGUAUUGCAGUGUUCCUGUCCUGGUCAGCAACCUGGGUUUGUUGGAAGAGCAGGACUACUGGAGACUCUCUGCAUCUUGUUCAUCAGUCAACUACAACCGCGCUGUUAGGAAACACAGAUCUAGAUUCUUCUCCUCAGAUGGAUCUCUGCAGGAGGUGGAUGAGAUUAAUGACAUGAACAACUCCUUGCAGGGUGAACUGAAGACGGCAUGUAAGAAAGUGGAAGAGAGUGAACGAUUGGUCGAGAAGCUGCUUGCAGACGUAUCUGCUCUAAGAAGGACGCUCAAUGAGAGGAAACAAGAGCAGAGAGAAAUCUCAGCAGAUGGAGCCUCCACCCCAGCUCAGCCGCAGGAGAAUGUGCUGCUCUGCGAGGCCAUCAAAACACUAUUUCCUGGGGCAUCUCUACUCCAAACACAGGCUCUAAACUUCCAGGGGUUUCCCUUGCCCGAGUUCUGCUGCAGCACUGACCAUGGCAUAGACAUCGCCACAACACUGCCUUUGAUCCUGAGUCAUACACUCCCUAAAGCCAGGAAGGGGAGGCUUGGGAGAGUCGGAGGUACAUCCUGGAGAAAACGUCCCGCUCGUGAAUCAUCUGAGGUGGCCAAGAGGAGGAAAGGCAUGCUGGAGGAGACUGAGGGGUCUUUGUCAGUCAGUGGGUCAGAGACUGAGGAGGAUUUGAUCCCAGCCAAUCAGAACUUAAAUAAUUUAGACGUGUCCAACUCCCCGGUCUUCUGAGGACCAAAUGGACCACUCAAGAAUGAUUACUUUGCAUUAAAUGUCACUGUGUAUGGAUUAUAGGAAAUUCUGUGACAUUCCCCUGUAACAGUCCUCUAUCAAUGACUGAAAACUUGAUGUUUGCAGGGAUGCCUUCAAUUAGCUUAUUUUGGGGGCAAACAAAUUCAUUUAGAAAUAACUGUCCCAAGUCCUUGAGAUUAAAAUAACUUUAGUGUUUAUCAAUAAUUGUUUAUAUUCAAGCUGUUAUUGGACUUGUACAUAAUUACAUUACAUUAUUUUCACGUGUAGUGAGUUACGAUAAUUGGUCUCAUGGCUCAACCCAAGCAUGGCAGCUCAAAGACUAGACUAACAAGCAAUAUUCCACAUUAAGAAUGAUUUAAAUACACAAUGAUUACAGUAUCUAUGCUACACUAGUUCCACAAUACAGGCAGACAGUUAUUCCAAGUGCCGGAUGUCGAAGAUGUUUGGAUCUUUCAUAAAAUGUGGGUCCUUGUGGGUUACAGACAUGAAUCCUGUGGAGGAAAAUAGUAUUAGUAUUUAUUAUACAAAGGCCUAGAUGAUCAAAACAAGGUCAUUUUGAGCCAUAGACAAGUCUGUAGUACACAAUGUCAAAUACCCUGGUCAGUAGUGAUAAAUGGUGCAUUGACGUUUCCAAAGAGAAACUAUCACAGAGCAACCUCAAGGCUUAAUGCUGCUGACCCAAGAGUAUUGGAUCAUAUGAUAUUCUGUCCCAAGACCAGUCAAUAAUAAAAUGAGCGAUUUGAUGACUUA